CUUAACUAAGGGGUUAAAAGUUUAUCAAAAAUAAAUAUGAAUACAUAAGGAGAACACACAAUUGGCACUGGAUCAGUUAAAUUAAAACAGAAGACUAAAUACAUCGCAAACUCGGCGAAAAUAAUAAUGGCUUCACAAAAGGUGGUAAGAAAAAUAAUAUCAACUUCAUUGAGUCCAAGACCAGUUGGACCUUACAACCAAGCGGUACUUGUAGAUCGUACAUUAUAUUUGUCUGGAGUUCUUGGUUUAAAUGUUAAAACCCAGAAACUUGUUGAAGGAGGUGCUGUUGCUGAAGCUCGUCAAGCGCUUAUAAAUAUGGGACAUAUCUUAAAAGAAGCUGGAUCUAAUUAUGAUAAAGUCGUAAAAACAACAAUCCUGUUACAAAAUAUUGAUGAUUUUGCUGGAAUAAAUGAAGUUUACAAAGAAUUUUUCAAGGAAAACUAUCCAGCCCGAUCUACAUUCCAAGUUGGAAAAUUGCCAAUGGGAGCUCUGUUUGAAAUUGAAGCUAUUGCUGUUACUGGUGAAGUAGAAACAGUUUCAUCAUAAAUGGAAAAUAUUAAGUUUGUUAAGACUAUAGUAAAAUAAGUGUUUUUCUUUAUAGUAAUUUUGUAAUGCUAUUAGCUUAAAAAAUGCCUAAUAUUCAAAUAAGUUUUUGUAUAAGGUCUAUGAAUAUAGGGACAAAUAUGUUUCUAAAGGGUUGAGAUUCCAAACACGAUUACGCGAUAUAAGAAAUGUUAGGUCUACAUUUUUUAUUUAUUGGAAAAUAAAAAUGUUCAAACUCAUUCA
This is a messenger RNA of Megachile rotundata (alfalfa leafcutting bee), 786 nucleotides long. RefSeq names its product reactive intermediate imine deaminase A homolog UK114 (gene UK114). Gene Ontology annotation, cellular component: cytosol; mitochondrion. The record is from RefSeq and is a predicted model, not a curated record. Lineage: Eukaryota; Metazoa; Arthropoda; Insecta; Hymenoptera; Megachilidae. Gene Ontology annotation, molecular function: deaminase activity.